Messenger RNA from Pipistrellus nathusii (Nathusius's pipistrelle), 459 nucleotides. NCBI's taxonomy places the organism in Eukaryota, Metazoa, Chordata, Mammalia, Chiroptera, Vespertilionidae. The record is from the annotation of a GenBank genome assembly.
AUGUGCUUUCUAAUAAGUGUGACCAGAAGUUUGGACUGUAAAGUCAUUCUACUCCACUUCACCCUUUGGUGCUUGGUACCUUUUGGUGCCUCUUUAAGCAUUGCUCUUCGAUACUAUAUGUUAAAAAUUGUUUUUACUCACUGGCACCAAACAUGGUUCUUCUCACCCGUAUUCACUGAAUAUUUGGAGGGGUUGUCUCAGGCCACGAUGUGUGCUGGGCCUCCUGGACCAGACAGGAUUGGCAAAAGGGGUUGUGUGGCCACUCAGUCUCCUUGGCUGGCAUGCGUGCCUGUGGAAGGGUGGAUUGAAGAAUGGACUUCAAAAGUAACACCAACAUCUACCUGCCUCCAUCCCGCACAGUGUGCGGGCCUUCUAGGUCUUUCAAGUAAGAGACAAAGCAGUAGUUGGAUGGUUCUAAGUGGUUUUCCUGUUUCCGUUGUGGCCACACUGACUCUGUGA